Lytechinus variegatus (green sea urchin) is the source of this 2964-nucleotide messenger RNA. RefSeq names its product lysophospholipid acyltransferase 2-like. Gene Ontology annotation, biological process: lipid modification. Gene Ontology annotation, molecular function: acyltransferase activity. Bases 147 to 1637 code for a protein of 496 amino acids. Lineage: Eukaryota; Metazoa; Echinodermata; Echinoidea; Temnopleuroida; Toxopneustidae. The record is from RefSeq and is a predicted model, not a curated record. The transcript is spliced from 12 exons. Gene Ontology annotation, cellular component: membrane.
UGGUCAAUCGAUUCGGUGCACACAUCGGCUGAUCAUUGGGGCUCAUUAAUGGGGAAAGCUUGUUCUUGAUUUAUAUCUUGAAUAUCAUUACUCAUUCAUCUAACUUGGAGACAAGAGGAAGAAGGAAUCGCUGAAAACGGAAGAAUAUGGAGUUUGAAUUUCUACAUCAAUUUUGUGACAAAAUUGGAUUGCGUUAUCGUGAGGCCAAUUUUGUGAUGUGCCAGUGUCUGACGACGGUCUUUUCGUUUGUUUUCCGUGCCUACUGUGGACCAUCUAAGGCUUCACCAACCACUCGCCAUGCUGUAUUUGCUGUGUUUGGUCUACUUUUGGCAGUGCAGGCUAUAGGAUGGGAGAUCUUACACCUGUUACUGGUAUCUACAGUUGGUUACCUGAUUAUGAACUUGAUGAGUCCUCACAUCAUGCAGUACUAUGCUUCUGGUUUUGCUAUUCUAUACCUAUCAGGAAUUCACAUAUGGUUUAUGAUCAUUGGUAAAGGUGUCAAUAACUUUGAUAUUGUUGGACCUCUAAUGGUUUUGACAGAGAAAGUAGGAUGCCUUGCUUGGUCUGUACAUGAUGGUAUAUCAAGAAAAGAGUCAGACAUGAAUGCCAUGCAGAAGAAAAUGGUUGUCAGGAGUAUACCAAGUAUACUAGAGUACAUGAGUUUUAUGUUCUACCCUCAAGGUUUACUUGUUGGUCCUAUCGUAUACUAUGCCGACUACAGUGUCUUUAUACAUGGUACCAAACAUAAAGUUACACAGGUCAAUUCAGACGGGAAGACAGUUAUUAUUUACCGGGAACCAUCUGCUGCUGUGGCAAUAAUGAAGAAAUUGAUCUUCACAAUAUUUUGUGCGGUGGUAUUGCUGUUUCUAGUACCCAAGUACCCAAUAAUGGCCAAUGUUGAUAAUGAUCACUUGGCAAAUAGUUCAUUCUGGUAUAAGAUGUUCUAUAUGAUGAUUUCAGUAGAAUUUGCCAAAUCCAGGUACUUCUUUGGAUGGGUGUGGGCUGAUGCUAUUCAUAAUGCUGCCGGUAUGGGGUUCAAUGGUUAUGAUGACAAAGGAAAUCCAAAAUGGGAUGCUGCCUCUAAUGUUAAUGUAUGGAACUUUGAAUUUCCUACGAGCCUGAAAGUGUUGUUGGAUAGUUGGAACCGAAGCACCCUUGUUUGGUUACGAUACACCUGCUACGAUAGAGUGACUUUUCAACCUGCCCUUGUGACCUUCUUGCUCUCAUCAAUCUGGCAUGGUUUCUUCCCUGGAUUAUUUGUAACAUUUCUAUCAGGUCAUCUCUUGUUAAUGGCUUCUAAAAAGGUUCGGGCAAAUGUCAGGCCUCUUUUCCAGGGGUCAUACCAGAGUAGUGCUUUUUACGAUGUCUUAACUUGGGCAACAACUUAUGUUACUUUAGCCUACAUCAUCACACCUUUCACCUACCUAAGGCUUGAUCUGUCUAUCAAAUUCUUUAAUUCCAUUUACUGGUGGCUUCACAUCGUAGCUAUAAUCACCCUCCUAGUCCUACCUGCUCGUAAAAGGUUAACCACCAAGAUAAAUGACGACAACAAAGUGAAUGGUGCCAAGGAUUCAUCCUCCUCCAUAGUUACGGGUCAAAGUAGGGGCGGAGUGGAAGAGGUCAAAAAGGAUUUGUAGAAAAUUUUGAAUUUCAUGAUACAUGCAUAUAUGUUUGGUUUUUAUAUCAUGUUCUUGUAUAUAUGUCAUUGUGCAGUGAGUGCAAAGUCAAGUCAUCACUAUUAUAAAGAUAAUAGUAAAGAAAAUAAGCUUCCAUGCUACAAGGAGUGAGAGAGAGAGAGUGCUAGAGUGGGAAGGAGGGAAGGGGGGGAUGAGAGGUAGAGGGAAGGAUAGAAGGGAGUAUGAGCAUCAUGGUCAUGGAUUCCGAUGAGAUAGAAUAUCUUGUGAAGUAAAAACAAAAUUGAUGUGCAGUUUUGGUAAAUGCUUUGUAUUCUUUUGCAGUUAAACUGUAAAUAUAUGUUGUUCUUUACAAAAGGACAUACCAGACAGCUCCAAGAUAUGUGUGUAUAUUUUUACAUUUGAAAUUGAAAUUACACUUGAAUUUGUUUCUGUGCAUCAGCACUGUUUAUAUUUACCGAAUUUUAUUUGUUUUGUUCCGAAGUUAACUGUGUGUGGAAUUAUGAUACAGACAGCUAAUGCAUUAUACAUAGUAUACAAUAUUUCUUUCUAUCUUCUUUUAAAGAAGAAGAGAAAGUCUGUAAAUAUUUCCAUGAAAAGUAGGUUUGCCCCCCCCCCCUGGUAUACACAUGGGGGGGGGGCAGGGGCUAAGCACCGGCUGUGACUCGCUUAUUCAAGGGAUCCCAGCUGUCUUGAAUUUCAGGUCAAGUCUCAGGCCGCCUACGCAUUGCAUGAUGGGAAGGUGCAGUGCAUAUUAGUCAAAUUGUAGCAGCAUGUGGAAUCGUUAAGUACAUGCUUUUGGUUAAAUUGACAUCCAAAAGGCCCUUUUUACAUCGACUACCUGUAUUAAGCUGGUUGACAGACAAUUUAUUUUGAAUUGAUAAAGGGACAAGAAUAUCAUACUCUACCCUUUUACCAUCUUACCACUUUAAUAGGUUGUCAAUGUGUAAUUACAUUGUUGGUUUGAAUGUUGUCAAUUUUUUUGUCUUGCAUGUACAUAUUUGAAUAUGUAUUACCACAAAGUGCACUUUUUAUGUUUUCACCAUUGGAAGCUUGGUUGUUACUACCUCAACAUACACAAAGAUAUUGGAAGUGGGUGUAUCCAUUAAGUUUUUUUUGUAUGAUUGGUUGUAUCACAAUUUAACUGUCCCCAUUGUUGCUAAUAAUACUUGCUACCACUAUGAACUCAUUACCAUGUGAAGUAAGUAAUAAAGGCUAGUGAUAAAGUUAAAAACACAAAAUGGCAGAGGCUGUAUUGUUAACCCUAUCUAGGCCGGGGUAUUUUGGGAGUUCCUAUGGCCGGGGGGGGCCUCCCAGGCCCCCCCUAAGA